Molecule: messenger RNA, 1500 nt
Organism: Phytophthora infestans T30-4
Lineage: Eukaryota; Oomycota; Peronosporomycetes; Peronosporales; Peronosporaceae
Product: Mitochondrial Carrier (MC) Family
Exons: 2
Coding region: 1-1500 (499 amino acids)
Biological process (GO): succinate transport; fumarate transport
Molecular function (GO): calcium ion binding
Source: RefSeq, a predicted model, not a curated record
AUGGCCGACGCUAGCAACCCCAAUGAUGCCACGGCAGAGCAGCGUGCCAGACUCGUGCGUCGCAACUCGCGCGUUACGGUGGACCAGCUACUGCGUGAGGCCUUCGCGCGUGUGGACACCGACAUGGAUGGCAAGGUGAACGCCAUCGAUAUCCAGCACGGCUUGCGUGUGGCUGGCGUCAAGCUGUCGGCGGACGACGUGGGAGAGCUCAUGAAGCGUCUGGACCCUAAGAACCAGGGUCAGCUCACGUACGACGACUUCCAUGCAUUGCACGAGGCCCUUAUCCUGAAGACGUUCCGCUCGUUCGAUAAGAAGAAAAAGGGCUACCUCGUUGACGAAGAUCUUCAGAACGGUCUGCAAGCAUUGGGCGUCACCGUCACGCUUCAGGAAGCCACCAGUAUGAUCCAGGAGCUGCAUCCGCGUGACGCACACCGCGUACAUGAGGCUGACUUCAAGCACCUGUAUCUGCUAUUGCGUUCCAAAAUGGCUUCACCCACGGCGCUUGAGCACUUCCUGUGGGAUCCGGAUGUCCGUCAGCUCUCCAAGAACUGGUGGAAGGCCAGUGUCGAGGUGGGCGAGGGUGGGUUACGUGUCCCGCUGCCGGCCGACAAGGACGGCCAGGUGAAGAAGGUGUCGCCUGUCAUUAAGUUCUUCGGUGGUGCGUUGUCCGGCGUCAUUGAGGCUCUAAUCCUCACACCGCUAGAUGUGGCCAAGACGCGUAUGCAGCUGGAUAAGACCGGCCAGUACCGCGGUAUGAUCGACUGUGGCAAGAAGCUCGUCGCUGCUGAAGGGCCCAAGGGUCUUUUCAAGGGUUUUAUCCCGUGGACAACACACGUCGUGCUGAAGAAUGGCACGCGUUUCUACUUCAACGCCAUCUUCCGUCGCAUGCUGUCGGACCAGAACGGCCAGGUGAGCGGCGGCAAUGAGUUCAUCGCGGGUGCGCUUGCCGGUGCUACCGAGGCUGUGCUGAUUGUGACGCCAUUUGAAGUCAUCAAGACGCGUCUGCAGGGCCAGGAUAUCGUCAAGGGCGAGAUCCCCAAGUACCGUGGCCCUGUGCACACUGCCGCCACGGUUAUCAAGCACGAAGGGCCGUUUGCAUUGUGGAAGGGCUUGGCCCCGACUAUCGGUCGUCAGGGUCUUAACCAGGCCUGUAGUUUCUGGUCCAACAACUUCAUUAAGAAGCACGUGUGGAAGCUUCAGGACGGGGAAUCCUUGCCUGCAUGGAAGAGCGGUCUUACCGGUAUGAUCGGUGCCAUCCCCGGUCCGUGCAUCAACUGCCCCAUGGAUGUGGUUAAGACGCGUCUCAUGGCGCAGGAGGCUGCCGCGGGUGCUGGUGGCAAGUAUAGUGGCAUGGUGGACGCCAUGGUCGUGAUUGCCAAGGAGGAAGGCGUCGGUGCGCUGUACAAGGGUCUGGUACCGCGUCUUACUCGUCUAUGCCCGUCCUACGGUAUCCAGUGGCUCGUGAUGGACCAAGUCACCGAGUACUUCUCCAAGAACUAA